AUAUAACACACCAUUCAGAGAACUGAGAAGACCAUAAAGAAACUAGACAGUGAAAGAGCAAUUGGAGGGGAAAAAGAGAGAAUGAAGAAGGCUACCUCGCUAUCGGAACUGGGAAUCACAGACGACAUCUCAAAGGCCUUCUUCCGGCCAAUCCAAUCGGCGGCGCCACCGUCGCCAUCGAAGCGGCGCACAAAGGUCUCAGUGAUCGGGGCCGGAAACGUCGGUAUGGCAAUCGCACAAACGAUCCUCACCCAAGAUCUCGUAGACGAGCUCGCUCUGGUCGACGCCAAACCAGACAAGCUCCGCGGCGAGAUGCUGGACCUCCAGCACGCCGCCGCCUUCCUCCCUCGCACCCGCAUCUUCGCCGACACCGACUACGCCAUCACCGCCUCAUCAGAUCUCUGCAUCAUCACCGCCGGCGCAAGGCAAAUCCCAGGAGAAUCACGGCUAGAUCUACUCCAAAGAAACCUAGAUCUGUUCCGAAUCAUCGUCCCGCCGCUGGCGAAGUACUCGCCAGAGGCGUUACUGUUGGUGGUCUCCAACCCCGUGGAUGUCUUGACAUACAUUGCUUGGAAGCUCUCAGGGUUUCCGCCCAACAGAGUGAUCGGAUCUGGGACGAAUCUAGACUCCUCUCGGUUCCGAUUCCUGCUGGCCGAUCAUCUAGAGGUGAAUGCCCAAGAUGUGCAAGCGUAUAUGGUGGGGGAGCACGGGGAUAGCUCGGUGGCGCUGUGGUCAAGCAUCAGCGUAGGGGGGGUGCCGGUGCUGGGAUCGCUGGAACGGCAUCAGAUCGAGUAUGAGGAAGGGGUGCUGGAGAAGAUCAGGAAGGCGGUGGUGGAGAGCGCGUACGAAGUGAUACAAUUGAAAGGGUAUACAUCGUGGGCGAUUGGGUACUCGGUGGCGAGCUUGGCAAGAUCGUUGUUGAGGGAUCAGAGGAGGAUUCAUCCGGUGUCGUUGCUGGCGAAGGGGUUCUAUGGGAUUGAUGAGGAGAAGGAGGUGUUUCUUAGUUUGCCAGCGCAGUUGGGGAGGGGUGGAGUGCUUGGGGUUGCGAGUGUGCAUUUGACGGAGGAGGAGGCGAAGAGGCUGCGUUGCUCUGCAGAUACGCUCUGGGAAAUACAGCAGAAGCUUGGCAUCUAGUUUUAAAUUAUAUAUGUGUUGUUUUUGUAUUUUGGAUGCAUGUAUCGUGGUAUGUAUUUUGCUUUGUCUAUGACUCAUGUUAUUUUAAUAUUUUCCCUAUUUUAAGAAUGAUUUUUGGUAUGUUUUAUUUAGGGGUAGUUUCA
Dioscorea cayenensis subsp. rotundata (Guinea yam) is the source of this 1277-nucleotide messenger RNA. RefSeq names its product L-lactate dehydrogenase A. Bases 82 to 1134 code for a protein of 350 amino acids. Gene Ontology annotation, cellular component: cytoplasm. The record is from RefSeq and is a predicted model, not a curated record. The transcript has a single exon. Gene Ontology annotation, biological process: carboxylic acid metabolic process. NCBI's taxonomy places the organism in Eukaryota, Viridiplantae, Streptophyta, Magnoliopsida, Dioscoreales, Dioscoreaceae. Gene Ontology annotation, molecular function: L-lactate dehydrogenase (NAD+) activity.